This is a messenger RNA of Linum tenue, 1739 nucleotides long. Lineage: Eukaryota; Viridiplantae; Streptophyta; Magnoliopsida; Malpighiales; Linaceae. The record is from the annotation of a GenBank genome assembly.
AGGAUGGUGGUGGUGGUGAUUGUGGAUGGGGUUAGGCUGAGUUUUGGAGCUCAGCUUAGUGGGCUUUAAUGGAUGGGCCUGUUAAGCAUAGCUCGCUCAUCAACUAGUCCAGCCCACUUACAAGUUACAAGCUCGGGGGGUCUGCUUUUCAUCUCCAUUUCGUGCCUUUGCUAUCAAAUCUGAAAUGACAGCGAAAGCGCCGAUGAAUCUCCGGCGCCUUCUAAUAGGGUCCGCCGUCUUCCGGCUGGCUCUGAUUCUGUAUGGAGAAUGGCAGGAUGCCCACAUGGAAGUUCGCUACACCGACGUCGAUUACCUCGUCUUCUCCGAUGCAGCUUCGUUAAUGGCUUCUGGGUCUUCUCCUUACAAGAGAACAACUUACCGCUACUCCCCUUUGCUCGCUUUUCUUCUCCUUCCCAACUCUGUUCUGCACCGCUCAUGGGGCAAAUUCAUCUUCUCCGCUUCAGAUCUUCUAGUUGGCUACUUCAUAUACAAGAUUUUGAAGCAACGUAAGGUGGCUGAGGAUCUAUGCUUAUACUCAGUAAUGGUAUGGCUCCUCAAUCCAUUUACCUUCACCAUUGGAACCCGUGGGAACUGUAAAAUAAUCCAGGCAGCAGUUUGGUAUGGACUUGUAGUCCAUUUCAGAAUCUAUCCAAUAAUCUACUCCCUGCCAAUCAUUUUGGUCCUCAAUCCACGUUACGUCCAACUGGGAAAGAAGCCUCUCCUUGUGAACUGGAAAUCAAACGCCCAUAGGCCAUCAUCCCAAAGCGGCAUGGAAGCAUCCACCCAAUACAACCUAUGGACAGCAGCAAAAUCCAUGUUUUCCAAAGAGCGAGUACUAUUCGGUCUAGUCUCUGGAGGCAUCUUCUUCCUUUGCACCGGGCUUUUCUUCCAUCUAUACCAAUGGGAAUUCUUGAACGAAGCGCUGUUGUACCACCUCACUCGUGCAGAUCCAAGGCACAACUUCUCCGUCUACUUCUACCACAUAUAUCUCCAGUAUGGUCGCCAGCUAUCCCUGGUGGAAAAGCUCAUAUCUUUCUUGCCUCAGUCGAUCGUGCAACUAGUUCUCAUAUCAACCUUCGCCCAAGAUCUCCCGUUCUGCUUCUUCCUACAGACGGUGGCGUUUGUAGCAUUCAACAAGGUAAUCACAGCGCAGUAUUUCGUCUGGUUCUUUUGCCUUCUGCCUUUAAUCUUGCCGUGGAGCGAUAUGAAGCUGAGAUGGGAAGAGCUGGGUUGUGUCGGGUUGUGGAUGGGAGCUCAAUUGCAUUGGCUUCUGUGGGGUUACUUGCUCGAGUUCAAAGGCCAGAAUGUAUUCCUUCAGCUUUGGAUGGCGAGCUUGGUUUUUCUUUUGGCGAAUGCUUCCGUGAUGGCUGUGUUCAUCCGACUGCAGAGGUUUUCUCCCAUCUUUCUGCAGAUCAAGGUGUCAGAUUCCAAGAGUGGAGUCAAAUCCGAGUAAACCCGAUAAUGGUUUGUAAUUGCCAUGUUUUGAUGUUGAUUUGGUGCCAGGAGGCCAGUUGAACCCUUUGUAGACAGUACUGCCUUCUGCAAUAUUUCCACUCUCGCAAAGUUGGGCAGUUUGUCCAACGUGUAAACUCAUUCUACCACAUGUUGCUGACGCAGAUUAUCUUAAUAGCAAUGGGAUGAAAUAGCACCAAACAUAUGUGGCACAAGUGCCACGAGAAGCUUAUUAAUGGCGGCUGGCGAGACAAAAUCAAGCCAACCAGCUGCCAGGAUCUACUAGU